AUGACAACUGAUGCAACAACCAGAGCUGCAACAAUUGAUGCUAUAACUAAGGCUGCAACAACAGAUGCAACAACCAGGGCUGCAACAACUCCUGAUGUUGUAGUAACUAAUGCAACAACUGAAACAACAGCUGCAAGAACGACUGAUGCAACAACCACAACCGAAACAACAACUGAUGCAACAACCACAACCGAAACGACAACUGAUGCAACAACCACAACCGAAACGACAACUGAUGCAACAACAACAACUGAUGCAACAACCACAGUUGUAACAACAACUGAUGCAACAACCACCACAACAACCACCACAGCCUCCACGCUGCAGACGACCAGUCGGCCCUUCCUGCCGACGAUCGCUCCGUUGAGCAGACUCCCUCUGCAGUUUACUGUUCAUGUCGACUCGCACCACGCCCCUUCAUGUCUUGAUGGUGAUUAUUUCCCCAUUUUUCUGUCUCCAACUCCACGUAACGGGGUCAAUCUGCCGGCGUUUGUCAACCAAACGCUGGAAAUCCGAGUCCGAGCCACUGCAGUGUACACCAGAAUCUCAGACCUGAUUGUUAGUGGACCUGCAGGCACCUCCAAGCACCGAAACUCCACUGAAGAAUUCACCAUCAGAUGGACUCCCACUGAAAACGAAGUCAACGACCAUUUCGCCUUCUGCUUUUAUUUUGAGGCGACAGACAGACACAACAGAGUCUAUCAGUCGGAGCUGCGCUGCGUGACGGCUGACGUCGGACACCAUGACACCGUCGUUCACUGUAACGUCACCUCGAUGAUGGUGGAGGUGGAGAAGUCGUACCUGAUCAGACGCAAUGAGAGGAGUUUACACCUGAAGGACUUCAGCGCCGCCGCCUGCAGCCUCCAAAGAUUAUCCAACAGAACCCACCUGGUGGCCGUCAUGUCGCUCAACGCCUGCGGGACCACGCUGGAGGAGGAAGGAGAUAACCUCGUCUUCAAGAACGAGAUCACAUCCGCCGACCCCAGUGCAACAAUCUCAAGAGAACACGACGUGGAGAUCGUCUUUUCCUGCGUCUAUCCAAAGCGAACCAACCUGACGCUGGGAUUCAGGCACAAGAACCCGUACGCGUUCACAGAGAGGGGCUUCGGCGCUUUCAGCUUCCAGUUUGAAUUCUUUGAGAGUCAGCGGUUCAGGACUCAGGUGGACGCCAGCACUUACCCCGUGGAGGUGAACCUCAAACAGAUGAUGUUCAUGCAGAUCGAGGCGACCAGCUCCAUCCCCAACACCGAGCUGUUUGUGGAGUCCUGCAGGGCGACUCCGUACGACAACCCAAACUCUCGCAUCAGCUACACCAUCAUCGAACACGGGUGUGUGCGGGACGGCACAGUGCAGAUUUACUCCGGCUCAAACCUCCAGUUCAGAUUUGGAAUGGAGGCUUUUGAAUUCAUCGGAGCUUAUGAUGAGGUGUACAUCACUUGUUCUGUCAUCCUGUGCGAGACUGGCGUUCCCGGCACCAGGUGCUCUCAGGGCUGCAUCCGUUCGGGAGGCCAUCGCACUAAAAGAGAGGCCGCGGCUCAAACCAGCAGCCACUCCAUUUCCCAGGGGCCUUUGCACCUGCUUAAAUCUCCUGACAGCCAAGCGUCGCUCCCGAGCCUGAAUCUGAGCGUGAACCUUGCAUUCGUUGCCACCUUCUUUCUGGCAUGUGGAGCGGUGGUCUACCACUCGAGGACGUCCAAACCUAAAUACCAGCUUCUGCCGAGCGCUGAGACAGGCUGAGGCCAGGAGGGGCAUUUUUUAUCCAAUCAAAUCAUUCUGGAGGCGGGAGAGAUCUACUGCUAUAAUCCCAAUUUUGCUUUGAAUCAGUUUCUAUUUUAGAGUUUCUCAUUUCAGACGUCUAAGAGGAUUUAGGUCACUUUGCUUUGUGUGACGUGCACCUGCUGCAGUCAUGAAGGGUUCAUUAUGUGAAUAAAGGAAUCUUAUUUUGUUCUCUAAUGUGAUUUACACUUAUUUCAAUCAGCAUCAGCUAACAAUCACCUUACAGGUUAAAUAAAAAUGUCACGAUGU
Molecule: messenger RNA, 2025 nt
Organism: Plectropomus leopardus (leopard coralgrouper)
Lineage: Eukaryota; Metazoa; Chordata; Actinopteri; Perciformes; Serranidae
Source: RefSeq, a predicted model, not a curated record